UUAAAAUUAAAAUGUCUGGUUUUAUGAGAUUAACAAAAAUCAAUAGGUUAAUGCAAAGGUCAGAAGAGAAUUUGAAAAAUUUGAAGUCCUUGUAUGCACCUCAAUUUUAUAGAGGGUAUGAUGACGAUUUGACUGUGAUUGGAAGAAUGAAGUAAAUUCCAUUGAUCUCAUAAGUGUAGUUGGUUAAAGAUCAAGCAACCCAAAAUGUAUCCUACUUCCAAAGAGGAGGAAACAUUCUAGGCUAGAAAUAUCUAGAGAUUCCCUGAACUCAGAGAUAGCAUGUCGAAUGAAAUUGAUUAAGUGCUUGAAUACAUGAAAUUGAAAAACAAUGAUAAAUUAUAGAAAACAUUAAAGAAUGUUAAAGGAAACAAUGUUGAUGAGAAGAUAUUUAGAGCAAUGGAAUAUGACAUACACUCAUUUAAACAAUUAGAGGAAAAGUGAUUAUAUUCAAAAGAGUAAAUAUAAAC
Molecule: messenger RNA, 467 nt
Organism: Paramecium octaurelia
Lineage: Eukaryota; Ciliophora; Oligohymenophorea; Peniculida; Parameciidae
Source: the annotation of a GenBank genome assembly